Molecule: messenger RNA, 7749 nt
Organism: Tupaia belangeri chinensis (Chinese tree shrew)
Lineage: Eukaryota; Metazoa; Chordata; Mammalia; Scandentia; Tupaiidae
Gene: MYLK
Product: myosin light chain kinase
Exons: 31
Coding region: 4-5931 (1975 amino acids)
Biological process (GO): tonic smooth muscle contraction; protein phosphorylation
Cellular component (GO): stress fiber; cleavage furrow; lamellipodium
Molecular function (GO): myosin light chain kinase activity; protein binding; ATP binding
Source: RefSeq, a predicted model, not a curated record
ACCAUGGGGGAUGUGAAGCUGGCUGCCUCAUCACAUGUUUCCCAAACCUCCCUCAGUGCGGAUCCCUCAAGAGUUGGCUCCAUGCCCCUGACUGAGGCCCCUGCGUUCCUUCUGCCCCCGAGGAACCUCUGCGUCAAAGAAGGAGCCACUGCCAAGUUUGAAGGGAGGGUCCGGGGUUACCCAGAGCCCCAAGUGACAUGGCACAGAAAUGGACAGCCCAUCACCAGCGGGGGCCGCUUCCUGCUGGAUUGUGGUAUGCGGGGGACUUUCAGCCUUGUGAUCAAUGCUGUCUGUGAGGAGGACAAGGGAAAGUAUACCUGUGAAGCCAGCAAUGGCAGUGGUGCCCGCCAGGUGACAGUGGAGUUGACAGUAGAAGGGAGUUUUGUGAAGAAGCCUGGUCAACCUUCCAAAACCUUGGGGGACAGAUUUCCAGCACCGGCAGCAGAGACCCGUCCCAGCAUCUGGGGAGAGUGCCCACCGAAGUUUGCUACCAAGCUGGGCCGGGCAGUGGUCAGAGAAGGACAGAUGGGACGAUUUUCCUGCAAAAUCACUGGCCGUCCCCAGCCACAGGUCACCUGGCUCAAGGGAAGUGUCCCACUGCAGCCGAGUGCCCGCAUGUCUAUGUCUGAGAAGAAUGGGGUGCAAGUUCUGGAAAUCCACGAGGUCAGCCAGGAUGAUGUGGGCGUGUACACGUGCAUGGUGGUGAACGGGUCAGGGAAGGCCUCCAUGUCGGCUGAGCUGUCCAUCCAAGGUUUGGACAAUGUCAAUAGACCAUCUGUGAGAGGAACAAAGGCCACCACCAGUUCAGACCUCAGAAGGGAGGUGACAAAUGGGAUUGCAAAGGGGCCCAAACUGGACAGCCUGGAGACAGCAGCAGAAAGUAAGAACUGUCCAAGCCCCCAGAGAGGUGGACCCCCAUCCUGGGCCACAAACAGCCAGGCACCGCCCCAGAGGGAGUCCCAGCCGGAGCCAAGCAGAGACUCACUCAGAAAGGGCUCUCAGAACCCCGUCCUUCAAAAGACUUCCAGCACCAUCACCCUGCAGGCCAUGAAAGCCCAGCUGGAACCAAAAGCAUCAGUCUCGGGGGCCCUCUCAUCUUCUGAAGAAGAGAGAAAGAGGCCAUCUGCUCCCCAUCCAGUUACCCUUCCCACCAGGCUGUCUGGCGUGGGAAGCCAGGACACUGUGAGCAAGGCUGCUACCAGGAAGAUACCCUUGGACAGCCGGAGGGACUUGACAUUUCCUGAAUUUGAGAGCAAGCCCCAAAGCCAGAAAGUCAGUGAGGAUCAUGCAGUCAAGUUCAGAUGUCAGGUUUCAGGGAUCCCAAAGCCUGAAGUGGUGUGGUUCCUGGAAGGUACCCCCUUGAGGAGACAAGAAGACACCAUUGAGGUUUAUGAAGAGGCCGGAUCCCAUUACCUCUGCCUGCUACGACCCCGGGCAAGGGACAGCGGGAAAUACAGCUGCACGGCUUCCAACAUCCGCGGCCAGGUGUCCUGCAGCUGGACCCUCCUGGUGGAGAGGCGGGCCCUGACGGAGGCGGCCCCCUCAUUCUCCAGUUUCCUGAAAGACUGCACCGUCAUUGAGGGUCAGGAUUUUGUGCUGCAGUGCUCCGUGCAGGGGACCCCAGUGCCCCGAAUCACUUGGCUGCUCAAUGGGCAGCCCAUCCAGUACGCCCACUCCACCUGCGAGGCUGGGGUGGCCAAGCUUCACAUCCAGGACGCCCUGCCUGAGGACCAUGGCACCUACACCUGUCUGGCUGAGAAUGCUGUGGGGCAGGUGUCCUGCAGCGCCCGGGUCACCGUCCACGAAAAGAAGAGUAACAGGAAGAGCGAGCCCCCUCAACCUUUGACUCCCAGCAAGCUGGUUGCACCCACCUUCCUGCAGGGCCUCUCCGAUCUUCAAGUCAUGGAUGGAAGCCAGGUCACCAUGACAGUCCAGGUGUCAGGGAAUCCUCCCCCUGAGGUGAUCUGGCUUCACAAUGGGAAUGAGAUCCAGGAGUCGGAGGACUUCCACUUUGAACAGAGAGGCGCUCGGCACAGCCUUUGUAUCCAGGAGGUGUUCCCAGAGGACACGGGAACAUACACCUGUGAAGCCUGGAACAGCGCUGGAGAGGUCCGCACCCAGGCCCAGCUCAUGGUGCAAGAACCUCAUGACGGCACACAGCCCUGGUUCAUCAGCAAGCCUCGCUCAGUGACAGCCUCCCUGGGCCAGAGUGUCCUCAUCUCCUGUGCCAUAGCUGGUGACCCCUUCCCCACCGUGCACUGGCUCCGAGAUGGCAAAUCUCUCUCCAAAGAUGCUGGCCACUUCGAGGUGCUACAGAAUGAGGAUGUGUUCACCCUGGUUCUAAAGAAUGUGCAGCCCUGGCACGCCGGCCAGUAUGAAAUCCUGCUCAAGAACCGGGUUGGUGAAUGCAGUUGCCAGGUGUCACUGAUGCUCCAGGACAGCCCUGCCAGAGCCCUCCCAAGGGGGAGGGAGCCUGCCAGCUGUGAGGGCCUCUGUGGUGGAGGAGUUGGUGCCGAUGGUGGAGGUGGUGACCGCUAUGGGACCCUGAGGCCCUGCUGGCCAGCAAGAGGGCAGGGUUGGCCAGAGGAGGAAGACGGCGAGGACGUGCGGGGGGUGCUGAAGAGGCGUGUGGAGACCAGGCAGCACACAGAGGAGGCGAUUCGCCAGCAGGAGGUGGAGCAGCUGGACUUCCGUGACCUCCUGGGGAAGAAGGUGAGCACCAAGACCGUGUCAGAAGAAGACCUGAAGGAGAUCCCAGCUGAGCAGAUGGAUUUCCGUGCCAACCUACAGCGGCAAGUGAAGCCAAAGACUGUGUCUGAGGAAGAGAGGAAGGUACAUAGCCCCCAGCAGGUCGAUUUCCGUUCUGUGCUGGCCAAGAAGGGGACUCCCAAGACCCCAGUGCCUGAAAAGGUACCACCUCCGAAACCUGCCACACCAGAUUUUCGCUCAGUGCUGGGUAGCAAGAAGAAGUUACCAGCAGAGAAUGGUAGCAGCGGUGCUGAGGCCUUAAAUGCCAAGGCAGCAGAAAGUCCCAAGCCUGUGGCCAAUGCCCAACCUUCAGGGUCCUUGAAACCCAUGGGCAACACCAAACCUGCUGAGACCCUGAAACCUGUGGUCAAUGCCAAGCUUGCUGAGACACCCAAGCCUGUGGCCAACGCCAAGCCUGCUGAGACCCUGAAAUCUGUGAGCAAUGCCAAGCCUUCUGAGGCCCUGAAGCCCAUGGCCAAUGCCAAGCCUGCUGAGACCCUGAAGCCUGUGGCCAAUGCCAAGCCUGCUGAGACCCUGAAGCCUGUGGCCAAUGCCAAGCUUGCUGAGACCCCAAAAUCUAUGGGCAGUGCCAAGCCUGAUGAGGCCCUGAAACCAGCUGGGAAAGAAGAACUCAAGAAGGAGGUUAAGAAUGAUGUGAACUGCAAGAAAGGGCUUGCAGGAGGCACGGAUGGAGAGAAAAGACCAGAGAGCCAAGGUACAGCCCCAACCUUCAAGGAGAAGCUACAUGAUGUGCAUGUGGCAGAGGGUGAGAAGCUGCUACUCCAGUGCCAGGUGUCCUCUGACCCCCCGGCCACCAUCACCUGGACGCUGAAUGGAAAGACACUCAAGACCACCAAGUUCAUCAUCCUCUCCCAAGAAGGCUCCCUCUGCUCUGUCUCCAUCGAGAAGGCGCUGCCUGAGGACAGAGGCCUGUAUAAGUGCGUAGCCAAGAACAGCGCCGGUCAGGCUGAGUGCUCCUGCCAGGUCACCGUGGACGAUGCUCCAGCCAGUGCAGAUGCCAAGGCCCCGGAGAUGAAAUCCCGGAGGCCCAAGAGCUCGCUUCCUCCAGUGCUGGGAACAGAGAGUGAUGCAACUGUGAAAAAGAAACCUACCCCCAAGACACCUCCGAAGGCAGCCAUGCCCCCUCAGAUCAUCCAGUUUCCUGAAGACCAGAAGGUGCGCGCAGGCGAGUCGGUGGAGCUGUUUGGUAAAGUGGCAGGCACCCAGCCCAUCACCUGUACCUGGAUGAAGUUCCGAAAGCAGAUCCAGGACAGCGAGCACAUCAAGGUGGAGAACAGCGAGAACGGCAGCAAGCUCACCAUUCUGGCUGCACGCCAGGAACACUGCGGCUGCUACACGCUGCUGGUGGAGAACAAGCUGGGCAGCAGGCAGGCCCAGGUCAACCUCACCGUCGUGGAUAAACCAGACCCCCCUGCUGGCACGCCUUGUGCCUCUGACAUCCGGAGCUCCUCGCUGACCCUGUCCUGGUACGGCUCCUCAUAUGAUGGGGGCAGUGCCGUGCAGUCCUACAGUGUUGAGAUCUGGGACUCGGUGGACACGAUGUGGAAGGAACUAGCCACAUGCCGCAGCACCUCUUUUCACGUCCAGAACCUGCUUCCUGACCGCGAGUAUAAAUUCCGAGUCCGCGCAGUCAAUGUGUAUGGAACCAGUGAGCCGAGCCAGGAGUCUGAACUCACCGCGGUGGGAGAGAAACCUGAGGAGCCGAAGGAUGAAGUGGAGGUGUCGGAUGAUGAUGAGAAGGAGCCUGAGGUUGAUUACCGGACGGUGACAGUCAAUACUGAGGAAAAAGUAUCUGACUUCUACGACAUUGAAGAGAGACUAGGAUCUGGGAAAUUUGGACAGGUCUUUCGACUUGUAGAAAAGAAAACUGGAAAAAUCUGGGCAGGGAAAUUCUUCAAGGCAUAUUCAGCAAAAGAAAAAGAGAAUAUCCGGCAGGAGAUCAGCAUUAUGAAUUGCCUCCACCACCCUAAGCUGGUCCAGUGUGUGGAUGCCUUCGAAGAAAAGGCCAACAUCGUCAUGGUCCUGGAGAUCGUGUCGGGGGGCGAGCUGUUCGAGCGCAUCAUUGACGAGGACUUCGAGCUGACGGAGCGCGAGUGCAUCAAGUACAUGCGGCAGAUCUCGGAGGGCGUGGAGUACAUCCACAAGCAGGGCAUCGUGCACCUGGACCUCAAGCCCGAGAACAUCAUGUGCGUCAACAAGACGGGCACCAGGAUCAAGCUCAUCGACUUCGGUCUGGCCCGAAGGCUGGAGAAUGCAGGCUCUCUGAAGGUCCUCUUUGGCACCCCGGAGUUCGUGGCUCCUGAAGUGAUCAACUAUGAGCCCAUCGGCUACGCCACGGACAUGUGGAGCAUCGGAGUCAUCUGCUAUAUCCUGGUCAGUGGACUUUCCCCCUUCAUGGGUGACAACGAUAAUGAAACCUUAGCCAACGUUACCUCAGCCACCUGGGACUUCGAUGAUGAAGCGUUCGAUGAGAUCUCCGAUGAUGCCAAAGAUUUUAUCAGCAAUUUGCUGAAGAAAGACAUGAAAAACCGCCUAGACUGCACCCAGUGCCUUCAGCAUCCAUGGCUAAUGAAAGAUACCAAGAACAUGGAGGCCAAGAAGCUCUCCAAGGACCGGAUGAAGAAGUACAUGGCCAGAAGGAAAUGGCAGAAAACAGGCAAUGCUGUGAGAGCCAUUGGAAGACUGUCCUCUAUGGCAAUGAUCUCAGGGCUCAGUGGCAGGAAAUCCUCAACAGGGUCACCAACCAGCCCGCUCAAUGCAGAAAAACUAGAAUCGGAAGAAGAUGUCUCCCAAGCUUUCCUCGAGGCUGUGGCUGAGGAAAAGCCUCACGUAAAGCCCUACUUCUCUAAGACCAUUCGUGAUUUAGAAGUUGUGGAGGGGAGUGCUGCUAGAUUUGACUGCAAGAUUGAAGGAUACCCAGACCCCGAGGUGGUCUGGUUCAAAGACGACCAGUCCAUCAGGGAAUCCCGCCACUUCCAGAUAGACUACGAUGAGGAUGGGAACUGCUCUUUAAUUAUCAGCGAUGUUUGCGGGGAUGACGAUGCCAAGUACACGUGCAAGGCUGUCAACAGUCUGGGAGAAGCCACCUGCACCGCAGAGCUCAUUGUGGAAACCAUGGAGGAAGGGGAAGGGGAAGGGGAAGAGGAAGAAGAGGAAGAGUGAAGCACAGCCAGAAAGAAACAGUGUCCAAGUUGUAUUUAAAGGACUAUUUCUCUAAAGCUCCAAAACUCAAGAUAGUAAAAGCACCUAGCGUAAUAGGUUAUGUAGUAGGCCAUUUGGGGGUUGGUUCUUCAGCUGUAGCAGUUGAUACCUACCAGCAUUAUUGAUGGGCAUUAAUUUGAACGAGCUGGCACUUAAGAUACCAGUGUAGUUCAUUCGAGGAAAUCCAACUUGCCUGACCAAUUGAUAUUACAAAGAAAGUAACCAAAAGAAAUGUUAAUCUAAGCAAAGUCACAAACUCCCCCACUGAAUGCACUCGUGAAAAACUAGGCCAAAACAAGUGCUCUAGGCCCUGCAGUCACAGCUCAGCCCAGAGGGUCCCUGGAGGUGCACAGCCUCUCACUCUGAGCCCCUGAUUCCAGAGAACUGGGUUCCCUCCAGAACUCCAGCACUUCAUCCUGAAAGCAGUUGAGCCAUUCUGCCUUAUAAGGCCUACGUUACCCCCAAGUCUACUGCAGGGGUUUGCGCUUGCCUUCCCCUCCCCCAUUCUACUUGCUAGUCUUUUUGGAUCUGAACCUGUCAUGAGUUCGAUUAUAAAAACAGGCCCCCUGCUCGUGGAUGACUGGCUUCUCCAGGAAAAGAAAAUCUCCUUUCUUCCAAAAUCAGUAGGAAAUGUUUAAUUAUCCCCUGUCUGCAAAUGUCUAGAAGCUUCAGACAUUUGGGUAAGAAUCCAUGGGGGUAAAAAAAAAAAUCCUUGCUAAUGUGCUUUUCUUCUUAAACCAGGAUUUAUAUUUGUGCUAUUAUAGAAUAUCAGUUCUGCAUGUGUGGUAGAUUUUUGUGUUUCAAUGUAGGAAAAACCAGUUUGCUGAAAGGUUAGUCUUAAUUAUUUAUUGGCCACUAUGAAACAGAUUUCUGCUGAUGAAGAGCUACAGAACUCCAUGUACUCUGGAAUCUCCUUCAAGGCAGUCUGAGUUUGAUACAUCUUCAUUCUCAAUACUCUUCAAAGAACUUGACCGACCUUAUGGGUUCCACAGUGUUUUUCUUCUCGAAUGUGCAUCAGUCAUGCCUUGCCCUCAACCCUGAAAUAUAUUCUUAGACCUGAUAAAUGCACUCAGACUUGCAUCUUUAGGAUUUUUUUAACUUUCUUUCACUACAUUGGCACUUAAAUUUUUUUCUUUAUAAAACUUUUUGAAGGUCAUAACCAAAGACCAUAAACUGAUAUAUCUAAUACCUUUCUUCUCUCCCUCUCUCUCUCUCUCUCUGUGUGUGUGUGUGUGCAUAUAACAUUCCAAAUGCUUUCUUUUUCUUUUCCACUGUUUGUAAAGUGCAGCAAUUUAAUAUUUCAAGGGACUUUUUAGCAGUUCCUUAAGAACCAAUUUUAAAUUACUUCAGUGCAAUCCUACACGGUAUCAACAUUAGAAUUUUGAUAUUAGUCUUACGUUAUCUUCCUUUCUAUUUUGAUCUGCUUUUUGCUGCUAGUUUCAAAUUGCCAGUACUUUUCCUUUUUGCUUUUUAAACAGUUACAAUAUUUUUCAUAAUAGCCACAGUAUUGCCACAAUUUAUUAUAAUAAAGGGUUUUUAAUUUGAUUUAGAGCAUUCAAAGCUUUUUUAUCACUUUUAAAUGAAUUUAAAAUAUAAUCUUUGUGUGCAUGUCUGUUGUGUGUGUGUGUGUGUGCAUGUGUGCUGUAUUUGUGUUACAAGUGAAUACCUUCCUGAAAUUGUGUUAUUGUUCUCUGCGUUUAUUAUGCCAUCAGAAUGGUCAACGAGAACACUACGACUGUAGUUAGCUCACAGUUUUUAAAUAAAGGAUACCACAGUGCA